Molecule: messenger RNA, 2392 nt
Organism: Magallana angulata
Lineage: Eukaryota; Metazoa; Mollusca; Bivalvia; Ostreida; Ostreidae
Exons: 15
Coding region: 255-1544 (429 amino acids)
Source: RefSeq, a predicted model, not a curated record
UGAUUUUAGUCGCAAAAUGAUUUUUACUUUUAAUUCAGUGUUUUUGUUGUAUACCCGGAAGGUGACGUUGUUAUGGGAUUUAUAAACAACCUAUUUAAAGAAGGGUAAUGUAUGAUUGCAAAAAUAUCAAGCGAUAAUACUUCAUUCCAUGACUGAAAUUGGAUCAGUCUACAAGAUCACAACUCGUGAGAUCAUUAAAAAAAAUCUAACAUUGGUAAUUUGGAUAGUGCAAAUGUAUGCACACUGCCUAAGCAAUGGCAACUAAAAACACACUACCGAAGAAAAUCACACCAGGGAGAAGUACAAACCCAACGAACGCACCUGCAGUUUCUCAACCAGUGGAAGAAAAUGAUAAUGAUUUUAUAAAGGAUUUGUAUAAUUACCAUAUGAAACAAGCUGACGAUGAAAUUGAGACCUUGAGGAAACAGCUACGGAUGAAAACUAAAUCACAAAUUGAAUCUGCUGCUGAAAUUGAACGACUAAAGUAUGAGUUGACAAAACUACAAGAAGCUACGGCAAAACCUGGGAAAGAGCAGGAGACGAUAAAUCAUCUCUUAAGAGCCAAGGAAGAGCAUCACCUAACACUAUUGGAUAUUAUUGCUGAAAACCAACGAUUACUGAAAUGGAACACGAAACUUAAGGAAAAGCAACGGGCCAGCAGAUGGUGGAUUGUACACGACUCCGUGAAUCAUAGUCAUGAACAGCAUUUCAAAAAUUCUUCAACGGAAGAAGAUGACCAACAUGCACGAGAAGAAACUGAAGGAAUAGAGCGUCGACUGCAACAUAAUCUACAAGAAAUGGAAGACAAAGAGAAAGAACUCUUGCAGUUGGAGGCCGAAACACAGGAGCUAACAGAGCAACUGGAACAUGCACAACACCCUGAAAACCAACCAGAAGAUACUGAUGGAAAACUUGGCGAGUUGACAAGUGCUAAUUCGAUCGAGGAGAGUCAUAAUGUUGCUGAUCUAUAUGAUAAAAACUGUCCAAAAGAUUUAGCAGACAAUUUCUCAGAAACUUAUGAGAAUGAGUGGGCUGACGCCUUAAUAGAAUUGACCGAUCAGAAAAGUUACGCAGAAGAAGAAGCAAUUCGAAUUCUUUUUGAUAUAUUUCAGGAUGCAUAUGGGUUUUCUAACAAGCAAGUAGCAAUGUAUUUUAAUUCAGUGUCUGAAGGAAUGAAAGUAUUUGGACUCGACAAUCAUGAGAAAUGGCCUCUUGGGGUGACAAAGCUUGUCAAAGACCAAAUGAAAUCCCUUUCAGUAUUAGUUGCUGGGAAUGUCAGUAAGGAAUUCCUGAAAAAUCAAAAUGAAAAUUAUGGCAACGCAACAUCCAUUUACGCAGAGGCAUGUGCAGAGUUAUGUUUGUUCAUGUGUGUGCAAAGUCCUGCAUUCUUUCUUGACUUUAGCACUCCAAAAGGAAAAUUUGAUAAGGAAAAGUUUACAGUUUACACAAAGUCUGGAGAUGAAUACGCAUUCCCUGUUUGGCCUCCUCUCUACCUUUACAAAGAGGGCCCCAUGAUUGGAAAGGGCAUAGCUCAAGGAUUAUAAUAACUUAGGAUUGGAUAAAAAAAUGUUUCGACAGAUGUAGUAUUGAUAUGAAUUGUAACAAUUCGUAUCGCAUUAUUAGUAUGUGAACCCUGAAAGCGGUUAAAAUCUUUGAUUUUUUUCACAUUAGUGAUAUUGAAAGGCAAAUAUUGACCAAGUCAUUUAAAUCAAAAUCCAUGUCAUUAGCCAUCUUUUGAACAAUGAUGAAAGUUGGGAUUAAAGCCGUGCAUAUUGUCUAUCAUAGAAUUGUAUAUCGUACAAUCAAUUCAAAGUCGAUUGAACUCCAUCCUAUAUAUUGCUUUGUAUUUUCACGAAUCGAUAAGUCAGACUAAGCAGGGCGAUGUUAAAAGGUUACGAAGAAGUUGGUUUAUUGGAAGUGCUAUUAAGUCAAUGAAUAUGUAAGGUAGGGCACGUUUAUUAAAUAAUUUUUUAUAUAAUUUUUGUCUGUUAAUUGACUAAGUACGUUUUUUUCCCUCUUUUUGUUUUGAUAUCGAAAUUAAAUUUAAGUUUUCUUUAAAUGUAUGACUUUAAAUGGACUUUUGUUACAAUUAAUCUUAAUAAAAGUGAAAUAUCAAAUACAUUUAUGUGAAUUUUUCCGUAUUUAUUGUAAAAUAGUCGAUAUGUUGUAAUUCUGUAAUGAAGACAUAUACAUGUAUCAAUGAAGACACUGUGUAUUACAAUGAUUACAUGUAUUUCUUGUAUUUGAUUUUUUUUAAACAAUACAUUUUCAAAAAAUAUUUCAUUUUAUGAGACAUUUUUUUUAUUGAAUUCUGAUUUGCGCACCCAUGUAAUGACUAAAUUUUUUUUAUGUAAAAAAAGAACACAUUUUGUAACUAGUUAGAUAUAUUAAU